Rhinocladiella mackenziei CBS 650.93 is the source of this 1959-nucleotide messenger RNA. RefSeq lists its product as uncharacterized. The coding region runs from base 1 to 1959 and encodes 652 amino acids. NCBI's taxonomy places the organism in Eukaryota, Fungi, Ascomycota, Eurotiomycetes, Chaetothyriales, Herpotrichiellaceae. The transcript is spliced from 2 exons. The record is from RefSeq and is a predicted model, not a curated record.
AUGGUCCACACCCGUGGACAAGGCGCCCGGCCCGAGGGCUUUACUGAAUGGAUUCCUCAAAAACAGCCAGUGGCCGCGAAGCGCAAGCGAGAAGAGGACGAUCUCGCUGCCGAGAACACGUCCAAACGCCCACGACGGCCCGUCACACCAAACCAACCGAAAUUCCUUUUCUCUACCACUCGAAACCGAAGUCUAUUAACGUCUGCUCCCCCCAAAUUCGCCUCCCAGCGCGAGUCUCCCUACUAUAACCGUAUCCUAAAGCCUACGAGCCGCGAAAAGAGAGAAGAAAAAAGCCCCGUGCCUCAAGAAAGAGCAUGCACGCCACAAACCCCAAUACCAGCCCAGUCCGAAAAAGGCUUUCUGGGCAGCGUGAGGAGGAUUUUUGGCUACCUGACUGGUGCGCAGGGUGCGACAGAACGCGUCGAACAGCCACAACAAAGCAGUCCGAGUGAAUCCACCGAUACUACGACAAAUCAGGAGCGGGAAACCGUGGAACCAGAUAGUCCUACGCCCCAAACCACCCAAUCUGAACACCCCACUCCAGACCCGGAGAUCUUGGACAGCGGAAUCUACACCCGUGAAUUUUUUAAACGCCGCCGGACCAGAAAUACCAUCGCAGGCCGUGAACAAUUAGCAGCUAUGCGGGCGGCUGCCGAGGGAUCGGCAGAAUUCAACCUUGCUGCAACACCGGAGUCCCACAAGCGCAAGCUGACUUCUGUUGAUGGCGAGAUACCGGGCCCAAAACGGGGUGGUUUCGGAAUCGACGACAGCUACCUCGAUGUAGACAACGAAGUCGAAGGAAUCGAAGAAUCGCAGCUCCCAAAUGCGCGGCUAUCCACUCCAGCAACCAGGCCUGCGCCACAGACCCCUCUUCGAUCCGCACUGCGACAGAACGGUGGCCAUUUGGGUUCGGUCGGACGAUCUACCAAAUCCGUACGCAUUAAUCCAAACACCUCGGUCAGAAACAUCUACGGACAAUUCCAUUCUGGAGAAUAUCACGGCAGUAUGUUUUCAGACCCUUCAGACGCGUCUGAUUCAUCGAUCUCGGCGAUCAACGUCCUAGACGUCCAUUCACCUACCAUGGUUCAACAAAAUACCAGAUACAAUGUGAACCCCGGAUUCCGGCUCGACACGAGUGUUGUUGACCCCAAUGAUCACGACUGGAGACCGAGCCUUGCGAAUCCUCUCCCCGGCCACUUCCGCGUUCCUGAUCUCGAUGAAGAUGACGAUGAAGAAGGCAUCACCACUACGACGGAGGUAGAGAUGGUACAAGAGCCAAUUCCUCCACAGCCCGGCACACCACGAAUGUCGCAUGCGGAACUCCCUCAACGAUCACCACCGACCGAACUCUCUACUUUCACCGGUCAUACUAACAAUAUCUUGAACGACUCGACAACGGAGUUCAAACUGAACAAGGCCAGAUCUGAUGCGCAGAAAUAUAAACCGGCAAAGUCCUCUCGACUUUCGCUUAGCGAACAGGCAAGAUCACGAUCUUCCUCUCCACCGAGCUCUGAUGCCGAUUUUACCGCGCCCAAUCUCGAAAUGGGAACCCCCAGUCCAGUCAAGCCUCGAAAUGAGCCGGCUCCAGACACUCCCGGCCCAGAGAUUGCAUCAACUUCUCCUCGGCAAACUGGACUCGAGGAACUGGAUAAUGCCAUCGUCGGAGAAGAUGGAAUGACGGAUUAUCAGAGAGAACACCAGUACGACGACUGGGCACGAAGCGUCUUUGCUGAGAUUGUACCACAGACAUACGAAGAAGCUGGUGUGGCUUCCAACUACAUUGCAGACCUUGUCAGAAGAAACUGGACAGAGAGAGAUGAGCGCGAGGCUGUUGAGUUUUGGACCAGAGAAUUUGCACAGGGAUUGCAGGCGGCAAAAGAGGCUGCAGCUCAAGGAAGAGAACUUGUCUGGGUCACAAGUCCCUCACAGAUGGCUGAAGGAUCAGAAGAAGAAUUGUGA